Phycodurus eques (leafy seadragon) is the source of this 5009-nucleotide messenger RNA. It is a transcript of the gene csrnp3, whose product is annotated as cysteine-serine-rich nuclear protein 3. Gene Ontology annotation, biological process: regulation of transcription by RNA polymerase II. NCBI's taxonomy places the organism in Eukaryota, Metazoa, Chordata, Actinopteri, Syngnathiformes, Syngnathidae. Gene Ontology annotation, molecular function: sequence-specific DNA binding; DNA-binding transcription factor activity, RNA polymerase II-specific. The record is from RefSeq and is a predicted model, not a curated record. Gene Ontology annotation, cellular component: nucleus.
AGGAAGGCUACUGCUGCUGCUGAAAAGGCACCGGAGCGCGCUUCAACCGGACCGGUUCGUCUGCCGACCUCCGGACGCUGCCCCCAUCAACGGAUCCCAGUGCAGCCCACCGCACCGGAGGAGGUUCUGCAUGCCGAGACACUGCAUGGAAGUGAGGGAGGGGCGUUGAUUUAAUUGACUGGCUGCACAACCACAUGAAUGGUGCAGAUGUGUCAGGCCAUGAGUGGAAUACUGAAGAGGAAAUUUGAGGAGGUGGAAGCCUCCUCCUCCCCGUGCUCUUCCUUGAGGGAGUCUGAUGAUGAGAUAUCCUGCAGUGAGAGCGGGGAUAGCAGCGACAGCGUCAACCCGUCCGCCUCUGGCCCUUUCACCCCCGACUCCAUCUUGAAGAGAGAGAAGCGUCUGUGCACAAGGAGGGUGCACUUUGAGAAGGUGACCGUGUACUACUUCAGCAGGAGGCAGGGCUUCACCAGCGUGCCCAGCCAGGGCGGUAGCACGCUGGGCAUGUCCAACAGGCACAGCUGGGUCAGGCAGUACUCCCUCGGAGAGUUUGCCAUGGAGCAGGAAAGAAUCCACAGGGACAUGCUGAGGGACCACCUGAAGGAGGAGAAACUCAACUCCAUCAAACUCAAGCUGACCAAGAAUGGUACAGUCGAGUCUGACGAGGCCAACACACUCACCGCUGAAGACAUUUCCGAUGACGAUAUCGACUUGGACAACACGGAGGUGGAUGAGUACUUCUUCCUGCAGCCGCUCACCACUAAAAAGCGGCGGGCCCUGCUGCGUACCUCCGGGGUCAAGAAGAUUGACGUGGAAGAGAAGCACGAACUUCGGGCCAUCCGCAUGUCCCGAGAGGACUGUGGGUGUGACUGCAGAGUCUUCUGUGAGCCAGAAACCUGCGCCUGCAGCAAUGCGGGGAUCAAGUGCCAGGUGGACCGCAUGUCAUUUCCAUGUGGCUGCACAAAAGAAGGCUGCAGCAAUUCAAGUGGCAGAGUGGAGUUUAACCCCAUCCGCGUUCGGACCCAUUUCCUGCACACCAUAAUGAAGCUGGAGCUGGAGAAGAGUCGUGAGCAGGAGCAAGCUUCCCCUACAAACGGUUACCACGGCAACGACGCAGUGAGCUCAAACCCUUUGGUUCAGUCUCAGCAAAGGUUGGACUACGCUUUGCCCGACGCCGUUCCGCAAAGCACCGGCGUGCAUCUGCAGACGGCCGGCGAGAUGGACGAGCCGCUGGAGGACGAGGACGAGGACGAGGACGAGGAUGAGGAUGACGAGGACGACGAGGAAGAGGACAACGAAGACGAGGAGGAUAGCAGCAGCGUUUUCAGCGGGCUUUCAGACUCCAGCACUCAGAGUUUAGCCAACAGCGACUCGGAGGAGGACGAAGACGAGGACGAGGACGAGGAGAGGUCGGAGAACUUGUGUCACACCGAGGUGGUCCCCUUGGCCUCCGUGCUGUGUUACGGCGACGACGACAACCUCGUGAACGGGAACGCUUAUUUAAUGAACUCCUCCUCGGCCGAGUACUAUCAGCUUGGGAAUUCUGGCUCCGCCCCCAGUGGCCCAAGCAGCCAAUCGGGCGAACCCUACGGGGAAGCCUUAGCAUUCCAAGAGCCAAUCAUCAGCCCCCAACCCCAGGGAGCCUUCCCAAAUCAGCCGGUGGAACAAUAUUCGACGAAUUUUAAUUUGGGCGGUAGUGCACCGCUGGCCUCUUUGAGCCACUACGCCCAAGAGAACGACAAGCAGAUGCCGUCCAAAGCAGACUUUGUGGACCCGCCUGAGAACCAGUUUCAUAACUACCUGAACAAUAACGCCCACGGUCCGUUCAGCACUCACGGCUCAUGUGCAACAGCCGAGCCGCCGCAGCAGUCCAGUGUCAACGGACACCCCGAUCUGAACUUACUUGCAACAAGUACCAAGAAUGUCUCUUUACCAGCUGUGUAGGAGGCCUCACAUUUGCAUCUUUACUUGCUGGCAAAGGUUGAAUCAAGGCAGCUGAACUUUUCUCGAUUGUUGAAGAUGUUUCAGUUCUACAUGUUAGGUGUACAGUUUCCCUUUUUUGUGCCCCGACGGUCGCAAUGCAGUGCAGUGUAGUGAGAAGUGCAGUGACCUCUACAUUGGAGAAACCAAGCAGCCUUUGAACAGGCGCAUGGCAACAACAUCGGCGAAAGGCUUCUUCGAGUCCAGAGUCAGCGGUUCAUUUGCAUCUUGAGAAAGGAUAUUCCUUUGAGGCAGGGCACCAGACUGCCCCUGAAUGGUUGAACUUUGCCCCUAACUAUUAUUAAAUAUGAAUUGUUCAUGUGAAAAUCUGCAGGUUUCACAUAACUCUUUCACUAUAAACUCGAUUAUCAAUGCUUCUAUUCUCCCCCCCAAAACCUUGAUUCGAUUUGUGAGGAAACGGUCAUGACGAAAAAAGGCAGGAAAUUCUGUUUUCGAGAUAAGAGGCUGAGUAUAAUCACUAGUCCAGUGAAAGUCAGAGGAAAUGUGAAUAUUAAAAGUGUGUGCCCCCAGAUUUUGUGCUUCCGUCCCUAAAACUUUAAGUUAGGGGCCACUAUGCUCCUAGUAAAAACAAAAAAGGUCAUCUGGAGCCCCGCUUUGAGGACAAUGACAUCCAAAUUCUAGACAUAGAUUUGGUUUGAAAAGAUUCUGGUUUGAAAGCGGCGUAAAAGAAGCCGUCUAUGUCAAACUCCAAAAGUCAUCUCUCAACAGAGGAGGUUUGAGUAAGAGAGAACACUUAACUCUUAACUUAAUUCUGGCCUCCCUUCACAUUUUAUUUGGAGAUUCUGCUCUGUUUUUUUUUUUUUUUUUAAAUGUCAAAAUGAUUUGGAGCCUGCCAGUCCUACCUCAAACGUCUCCAAUUGGCUCAAAAUGCUGCUGCUAGCCUCUUAACUGGUACAUGUAAGAGGCAGCACAUAACCCCUCUUCUGGCCUCCUUCCACUCACUGCCUGAAUUUUCUCCUAUUUGUUUUCAAAUCUCAAAAUGUUCUCGCCCCACCCUACUACUCUGCUGCUCCAUUUCUACACUCCUCAGGUCAGCUGACCAGUUGCUCAGUGGGGACUGUGCUUUUUCUGUCGCUGGUCCCAAACUUCGGAAUGCCCUCCCGGUGCACAUGAGACAAGCCUCUUCGCUGUCCAUUUCUAAAACUCACCUUUACAUUUUUUUAAAUUGUUUUAACCUUGGUUAUUGUUUUAUUGUUCUUAAAUUACGUUAGUGCACGAUGAAUAAAAUUCAGUUGAGUUACAUCCCUUUCCCCAAAGAUUCUCAUUCCACGGGAAGAGUGACCCUAGCGAGUUCUUCACCAGCCACGCCAGGCAACAACACCGUAUUGUGACCAGCAGCAGGGAUCCCGCACGGCAAACAAUAAAUAAGGAGACUCCACAUCUAAAAUGUUUUGGAUUAAAAGUGAAACGUCUUUAACAAACACGAAAAGUUUAAUUACCUGGAUUCAACCUUUGCUGAUUACCAUGACUGGGAAUCCAAACGGACAUCUUGGUGUUUUUUUUUUUUUAGGGAGCGCAUAGCAUUCAUGGACUUUUGCAUUGUCUGACUUUCAGUUUCAAAGCAGAUCACAGCGCCGUGGCACAUUUUCCUCGCUUCAUCGUAGAAAUGUUUCGGAUUGUCACACAAAUGACAACGUUACCACGGAACAAAGCUCAAUUAUGUCACGCUGUGCAAUGUUAUCUUGUAAUUUCAGACGUAAAGUUCUAGUUUCGAGCAAAUAUUGUACCUUAGAUGGAACUUUGUCUAUCGUAUGUGUCAAAUGUGUGCAAAAAGGAUUACCGUCAAGUUUAUUUAUUGUUUAGGAAUUAUAUGUAUACGUACAGUAUAUAUUGUACAAGUUUUGAUAAUACGCAUGCUCUUGGGAAUUGCAGCAGUAUUUAAGGGGAACAAAAUGUUGUUUUAUACAAAACAAAAAUGCGCGCUUGUUUUUUUCCUCACUAUGAUAUGCUUUUCUAUGGUUUGAAAAGCAUGAAAAAGCCUGAGUUCUCAGUUGUCAAAGGUGGGGCUAAAGUGUUGGAUGCCGCAAUUUUUCUUUUUUUUAUCGAUACUUGAAUGGUGGAAAAGUGAAGAUUCACCACAUUAGAAAGUGUUACAUUAAUACAGGGAUAUUAAUUAAAUAGCACUUUGAAAUGUCUCCAAAAAGCUCUUAUUCAAAUUCAUACUGAACUAUUUAUCUAAAAUAAUGUAUUGUCCUUUCUGGUUAUAGAUUUGUUUUAAUUAUAACUUUUUUUUCUCAUUUGAACGCAGUGCAAACAACAUUGCUGUCUGGUCAUUUAAAUAAAUGAGGUUUAUUGAUGUGGAUCCAUUAAUUGAGGUUGUUGUGUGCAAUAGUUAUCUACUAAUGGUAGUCCACUAAUUAUUGUUUGGUUUCCUUUAUGGCGCAACACUGCAUAUUUCUUUCUCUUAUAAUUGCCAAUACAUACAUUAAAAAUGGAUGACAAUCACAGCUUGAUAUUAGAUGGUUCAUAUUAAUAAUUGAGUCAUUGAAAAUGGCAAAGGAGAUACAUUACAAAGUAAGCACUUAACAAAAUCACAAAAGAAAUUAAAUAAGUGCUCUGCUGCUUAUGCAGGAAUAUUUGCUUUUCAGUGGUUGUGUUGAGUAGUUUGGAACUUGUGCAUGUGUAGACUGCUUUCAGGCAAUGGAGGGAAACAACAGAGCCCUUAUGGUACCGAUUUAUUUUGCCAAAGCAUACAGGACAGUGAGGGCGAGACACUAUAAUGUUGCAUCCGGUCAAUAAUUGUUUUUUUGUUUGGUUUUUUUCCCCAGUAUUUGAGUGAUAUAUUGAAAUGUGUAUUUAUUGUGGGAAGUCAGUAUUAAGUAAAUUGCUUCAGUUUUUUUAAAUGGUCAAUUUAUAAAUGCUGAUUGUGUGUUGUGAAGCUUAAUGUGCCUGAUUUCUUUUUCAUUUUUCAAUUAUGUGAAUUGCAUAUGUUUUGCACAAAUGUUUGAUUUUGAUCUGUAGAUAGAAUUUGCUUCGUUUUAAUUUUUACAUGGUUUUGAAAUAAAUGUCAU